This is a messenger RNA of Terrapene triunguis (Three-toed box turtle), 1740 nucleotides long. It is a transcript of the gene RAD9B, whose product is annotated as RAD9 checkpoint clamp component B. Lineage: Eukaryota; Metazoa; Chordata; Testudines; Emydidae. The transcript has 11 exons. The coding region runs from base 1 to 1344 and encodes 447 amino acids. The record is from RefSeq and is a predicted model, not a curated record. Gene Ontology annotation, biological process: DNA replication checkpoint signaling; mitotic intra-S DNA damage checkpoint signaling; DNA repair. Gene Ontology annotation, cellular component: checkpoint clamp complex.
AUGAAGUGUGUGAUUGGGGGGACCCACCUCAGAGUGUUUGGACGAGCAAUACAUGCCAUAGCACGAAUUAGUGAUGAGUUUUGGUUUGACCCAAAUGAAAAAGGUCUUGCUCUAAGAUCAGUGAAUUCUUCUAGGUCAGCGUAUGCAUGUGUCUUCUUUUCAUCUAUGUUUUUUCAACAUUACUGCUGGACAGCUGAACCUGAACUGUGUCAGAAAAAAAGACAGUCACCCCUUACGUGUAAAUUAAUAAUGAAGUCAGUCCUCCCUGUGUUUAGAUGUCUAAACACACUAGAAAGGAAUGUAGAGAAGUGCAACAUUUAUACAAAUGUUAAUGAUUGUCAUAUAACUUUUAAGCUCUUCUGCAAACAUGGUAUUAUAAAAACUCAUAACCUGGCUUUUCAUGAAAGUGAACCUUUACAAGCUGUUUUUUCAAGGCAUAUGUGUCCUAAUGUACUGAAGAUCCAAUCAAGGCUGCUGACUGAUGUAAUGAUUCAUUUUCCAACCUGUCAAGAGGAAGUAACUGUAGCUGUUACACCAAUGAAAGUUUGUUUCAAGAGUUAUACUGAGGAAGAAAUCGAUUUUUCAAAGGCAAUGCACACUAAAAUACAUCUUAAUCCAGAUGAAUUUGACUACUUUCAAAUUGGAGUAGACUCUGAAGUAACGUUUUGCCUUAAAGAACUGAGGGGUCUACUAGCAUUUGCAGAGGCUACUAGCGCUACUGUCUCAGUUCAUUUUGAUGUGUCUGGAAAACCAAUUGCUUUCAGUAUUGAGGACAUGAUGGUAGAAGCCAGCUUUGUUUUGGCUACAUUAGCUGACAUUGAAAAUAGGGAAUCCUCUCAGCAAUCUCUAUGCCUUUCACAAAGACAGAAAAGACCUACCUUGAUGAAGGCCUAUGCAGAUAAUGUUGAAAAUGCCUCAAACAACUCUGCAGAUAAUGAUAGUAAUACAGAAACAAUAGCUUCAAAAAAGCCUUGUUGGACUGAAAGAGCACAUAGCAACACGGAGUCACCUGUAGAGUGUAGGAAACCUCUGUCAAAAGGAGAUAUUAUUCCCAUAAUCUCAAAAAAAGACAUGAAGAACAUAGAAGUAUUGGACAUGAGUGCAGCAUGUGACAUUAAAAUUGUGGAGGCAGUAGUACCCUCAUAUUCUGAUCAGUACAAGGAAUAUUGUGUGUGUACAACAACUCACUUUAUUAAAUAUUGCAUUUUCCAGUUUCAUUCACUUUUCUUUGGAGCAGUUUCAUUUAAGGAGCAAGAUGUCAUCAGCCACACACUUCAUAGUUUGGCCACAGCUAGUGAUGCCGAAGACGAUUUUGACAAUGAGCAGCUCUCCCACGUUGUCUAGGGAUAUGUAGUGCCUGUACAAACUUUGCACAGAUGUUUACAUUCUCUUUAGGUAUUAAAGUGUAUUUUACAUACAUAAUGAAUAGCUACAGUCUAUUUUAUAAACUUGUUGCAACACUUCCAUUAUGGAAGUUUCCUAGAGUUUUCUAUUUUUAGAUUACAUAGAAAUUAGAACAGUAAAUAGAAACUGCUGUUGAUAUUUGUAUUUUAUAUUCUAGCCUAUUACUAGUGUUAGUGAUUUUGAGUUUAACACCUAAGAAGGCUAGAGUUUCAAGCUCUCAAGUGAAUAGAGCUUGUUUGAUUGUGCAAGUUCCCUCUUCUGCAAUAAAAAUACAUAAAAGGGACUGGUUAAGACUCUUCAAUGAUUCAGUGUUUUAUCAUUUCCUGUUAUAAUCAC